Messenger RNA from Theileria annulata, 2637 nucleotides. RefSeq names its product glucose-6-phosphate-1-dehydrogenase, putative. Gene Ontology annotation, biological process: pentose-phosphate shunt, oxidative branch; glucose metabolic process; pentose-phosphate shunt. Gene Ontology annotation, molecular function: 6-phosphogluconolactonase activity; glucose-6-phosphate dehydrogenase activity; NADP binding. The transcript is spliced from 4 exons. NCBI's taxonomy places the organism in Eukaryota, Apicomplexa, Aconoidasida, Piroplasmida, Theileriidae. The record is from RefSeq and is a predicted model, not a curated record. The coding region runs from base 1 to 2637 and encodes 878 amino acids.
AUGAAAACAUCGGAGAAGGUCCUAGAAUUUAAUGAACCAGUUCCUGAGAAGCUUUAUACACGCGUUUUUAGGACAAUGUCAACAAUGGAAUCUUAUGCCUCCAAUUCCACAAUCAACUCCAAUUUCUGUUCAGACUACAACAGCUGGCUUAAGUCCUUUUAUUCUUCCAAAAUCAAUGAUUUUCUCGAAUUUCAAAACACCUCACAUAUUAAUAGUUAUGUGAUAACGAUGAAUAUAGUAUUAAGUGCUAAGAGCGAUGGGUUUGAUGAGUAUGACGACGUGUUGUUUGAGCCAUGUCUUCUGGACUGUCACACAGAGGAGGGGUUUGUUCUAACGGCAUCCCACUUGAUUUUGCACAAGAUUAGGCGAAAGCUGUCGAAGUCGCCUGACGUGACGGUUAAAAUUGGUCUUUCUGGAGGAUCUACUCCGAGAGGAAUUUACCGAUUUCUGGGUAAUAUGAAGGACCUGGAUAUUGACUUUAACCGUAUAAUAUUCUUCCUAGUGGACGAACGUUAUGUACCGUCAGACGACGAAAUGUCGAAUAUCAGACUCUUGAGAAACACCCUGCUUAAACACUGGCCAGUUCCCGAGUCUAACUUAGUUUUCCCUGACACUUCACUUCCAUUAGAAGAAUGUGUUAAGAAAUAUGAAGCUGAUUUGGAAGCUGUUUUCGGAGUUGUUACUACACACGUGAAUUCAAAUACAGAUCCGGCUCAUCGAGUGGCUGGAAAAAGUGAAAUGUCGAGUACUGAAUUUGAAUCAUUUGACCAUUCGUUUUAUAAGCCCAAGUACUCAAUAGUCCCUGAUUUGGUUACAUUGGGAAUAGGAGAAGACUUCCAUAUCGCAGGGCUUUUCCCAGAAUACCUGUCAACACUAGACUCAUCAUACGUUACUGACACAUUACACAGAGUUAUGGCAACUUAUACUGAGACGACAGUAGUGAGGGAAAGGAUCUCAUGUUCCCUACCAUUCCUCUCAUGUGCCCCCACCAAGUUAUUCUUUUUGAAAGGAGAACGGAAAAAGAGGAUUUGGAACACAAUGCUACAAUAUAGACAUUACGACCCGAUCCGCUUCCCAGCCACGCAAAUCUUUACAAAGCCAGGCUGCAUAGCUGUUCUAGAUUCCUCAACCAUCAGGAAAGUGCGCCUCAAAAUUCCAAUGGACCAAAACGACUUUUUAACCUUCAUUCUAUUUGGAAGUGGAGGAGAUCUUGCCCGCAGGAAGAUCUAUCCGGCGCUAUUUCACCUGUUCUACCUGGGCUUUUUACCACACAAGUUCCACAUUCUGGCAAUCUCACGCUCACACAUCGAUUUCGAGGAGUUCUUCUCGCAAAUCUCAAACGACAUCUUCUCCUCAAUAAAUACUAACAUCUUCAUAAGGAAUCCAGCAAUUCGGUUUGAUUUCCCGUCAGUCAUUACAGAAUUCAAAAGUCGAUGCUCAAGAAUUUGUUUGAAGUAUGAUGACUCGAGCUUUUUUGAUCGUUUUACGGAAAAGGUGCGCGAAAUCGAUCGAAACUCAGUGACUUCCCACAGAAUGGUGUACCUCGCAACGCCGUCAGAAGCAUAUCAAAACAUAUUAAGAGUUGUGACCUCGUGUUGCAAGCCAGAGAAUGGAUGGUUUAGAGUGAUGUUAGAAAAGCCGUUUGGCAGGGAUUUAAAAUCAUGUGAAGAGAUUGACCGAUUUCUGAGUGACCAUGUGGCACCAGACGAGACCUUUUUGGUGGACCAUUAUCUGGGGAAGCCAGUGGUGAGUUGCAUCUUGUCAUCCAAAAUCUCUACCAAGUAUUCUCGCAUUUUUAAUCGCAAAUAUAUUCGAAGCGUCCACAUACUGCUGAAGGAGGAGAUUGGCUCCUUUGGAAGAGAUUACUUCGAAUCCUACGGGAUCAUAAGAGAUAUGAUCCAAAACCACGGAAUGCAGUUAUUAUCGCUGAUUGCAAUGCACUGUGAACAUAAGAAACACUUACCGCAAAAUAAGUUUUCUGUUCUCAAGUGUGUUAGAACUGUCCAGCUCAGCGACCUAGUGAUAGGUCAAUAUAGUGAGAGUGAAAAGGGUUGCAGUUACAGAGCUGAAAAAGGUGUACCAAAGGAUUCUUUGUGUGCAACAUAUUGUACAGUAGUGCUUUGGGUGGAUAAUGAGGACUGGGAAGGCGUGCCAUUCGUGAUCACAUCAGGCAAGGGCCUUGAAGACAAACUCGUCGAGAUCAGACUAGCCUUCAAAUGUGAUCCUCCCAAAGACAUCUGCUACGAUUUCGUUCCCACGCACCUUGUCUACCGGAUCCAACCCCAGCCAUCAGUCUUCUGGCGAAAAGACUUCACCGAGGUCAAGGUCGGCGAGGUCAAGGACUCCUACGCCUCUGACCUUGAAAAUGAGAAGUACUUCAACACUGAGGAGAAGAUUCUGGUCGAUGUUGAGGCCUCAGCAGCUAAGCGCACAAUUGAAGGUGCCUACGAAUUGUUAUUCUUCUACGCGUUUUCCAACAAGAGGGAUAUUUUCCCCACGAUAAAGCAGGUUAACGAGGCAUGGAGGAUAUUCACUCCAGUUCUAGAGGAAAUCUCAGAAAAGAAAGUUGAGCCCUUUUUGUAUCCCAGAGGUUCUCCAGGUCCCAAAGAAGCUGACGCUCUUCUAUCCUUGCUAUAG